Leptosomus discolor (cuckoo roller) is the source of this 904-nucleotide messenger RNA. Lineage: Eukaryota; Metazoa; Chordata; Aves; Leptosomiformes; Leptosomidae. The record is from RefSeq and is a predicted model, not a curated record.
UUAACGCAGGUUCCUGCCAUUCAGCAGAAAAGAACUGUAGCAUUUCUAAACCAGUUUGUGGUUCACACAGUGCAGUUUCUCAACCGCUUUUCUACUGUUUGUGAAGAGAAAUUGUCAGCGCUCUCUCUCCGUAUACAACAAAUUGAAACAACACUCAAUAUUUUGGAUGCAAAGUUAUCCUCUAUUCCUGGCCUAGAAGAUGUCAAAUUUGAAGUGUCCAGUGCAAAUAUGAAUAGUGUUACAAAUGGUCCUGUGGCCCAAGCUACUACGGAUCAACAGACAGCUGUAUCACCUCAGUCUGGAAACAAUGUACAUGAAGACGGGUUACAGAAAACAGAGGUAGUAACAGAAAAUGUCAGAACUGUGGCCAAGGAUCCAAGAUAUGCCAGAUAUCUCAAAAUGGUACAAGUGGGUGUUCCUGUAAUGGCAAUACGAAACAAAAUGAUUUCUGAAGGGCUAAAUCCAGAUCUUCUCGAGACCCCAGAUGCCCCUGUGCCUGCCUGGGGAGACGAUGGGAAAGCAGAAGACAGUUCUGAUAGUGAAUCUUCGUUUAGUGACUGAAGAGACUGAUUUUGGCGUUUGGAAACCUCUAUUAAAUGCUGAUGUGUUUGGAGCUUUAGCAGACAAUGGUUUUGUGUGGGUCACACGGGCGACGUGAUUUAUCUUGACAGCAUUUGUAAGAACUAAGAUCUUGCGUGUUCUCUCUCAGAAAGUUUGAACAGGCAGCGUGUUUUGACCUGAACCUUUCCACCAUGAAAAUUAAUCGUGAGAUCCUUGCAAUUUUUAUGCUGCAUCGUUUCAGAUUCCUUUCCGAUUCUUCUGAAAUUACUUUGUAAAGCUCUACAAAUUCCCUACCUCUAAACCUCCAGGUCUCUAAGACUGCAUUCUGGCCAUUACUGGAUUU